Messenger RNA from Moneuplotes crassus, 834 nucleotides. Lineage: Eukaryota; Ciliophora; Spirotrichea; Euplotida; Euplotidae. The record is from the annotation of a GenBank genome assembly.
AUGUAUCAUCGAAGAAACUAUCUAAACAGCUUCUCUCUAACCAUUAAAAGCCAUUCGAAUAAUAGGAUAGACUAUUCAAGGGCAAAGAGAAAUGAGAUCCAAGAGAGGGUUAAAUAAAUGUAUAAAUACCUGAAUUGGAAAGCAUCGGCAGAACAGUGAGCAAAGAAGUAGUAGGAGGCUGAAGAUCUCCACCAGCAGAAGGAAUCACAAGAGUGGCCAGAUUCUCAACUUAAAUUUGACCGACAACUUCGGAAAGGUGAAGUUUCAAGGAGAAUGCUUGCUCCCUAAGAAUAGUUAUCUGAAUAAAUCAGAGCGAAGUAUUAAUUUUAGAGACCCAACAGACUACUCUUCAGCAUUUUAUCGAGAUCUUGGUGAAAAAUUGAAGGAAAAUAUGGUUGAUAAACGAGCAAUGAUCAAGCUAAACCUAGAAAAAUUUAUAAAGCGAUCUAAAUAAAGAGAAAAUUCCAGUUAGACUUUUAAUGCCCAAGAGAAUUUACCCUCGAUGCCAGAUGGAACGAAACCUCCAGAUGGAAGGGUGGACUGAUUAUCAGAGCUCCCAUUCUAACAUGUACGGAAAGAAAAUUAUUGUAAAACAUGACUAUUUGAAACCCCAGAAUGAGAAAAACAAAAUUAGAUUUAGCUGAAGAGAAAAUAAAAAGCAUCUUUCAUUCUAUGAAAACCAGCCCAGGGCUGUAAGAAAGAGGAAGACGUUGCUACAUCAGAGAGCUAACUCUGGGAGGAAGAUAAAGAGUAUUGAUUGCCAAACCCAGUUGGAUCCUCCUAAUCUCCAAGUGAUUGAUCUCUAGUCCAACAUUUGUUGGGAAAAUUCAAAUU